Tetranychus urticae (two-spotted spider mite) is the source of this 3901-nucleotide messenger RNA. Lineage: Eukaryota; Metazoa; Arthropoda; Arachnida; Trombidiformes; Tetranychidae. The record is from RefSeq and is a predicted model, not a curated record.
UUUUCCCUGAGCACAUGUUUCUUAAACGUUUCUGUUAUGAUUGUGUCUGAAUUGGAUUUAUUUAAUUUUUGAUUGAUUUAGUUUAUUCAGCAUUUUGAAUCGUAAUUUCUAUUUAGUGAACUGCUUCUUGCUUUCUUUAAUCAUUCGCUGUUUUAAGCCUUGCUUCAACUUUUAUGCAUUGAUUAUUCACGACCAUUUAAAUGCUUCACCCUUUUCAAGUCUGUUCAAAUGCUCGACUUUUAUUUAUCGGGACGAAUAGGAACUUGCUCGAUUCGCUAAGAAUCGUCACUCGAUUAUAUGCAACUGAACCAAAAGCCCCUAAGAAGCCACCUGCUCCUGGGGCAGGAGGCAAGAAAAGUUUUACGCGUGAUAAGCCACAUGUUAAUGUGGGAACGAUUGGACAUGUUGAUCAUGGUAAAACCACUUUGACUGCUGCAAUUACUAAAGUUUUGGCUGCUAAAAAAUUAGCUAAUAUUAAGAGUUAUGAAGAUAUCGAUAAUGCUCCUGAAGAGAGGCAGAGAGGUAUCACGAUUAAUUCUGCCCAUGUUGAAUAUUCAACUGAAAAAAGACAUUAUGGUCAUACAGAUUGUCCUGGUCAUGCUGAUUAUAUUAAAAAUAUGAUUACUGGUGCUAGUCAAAUGGAUGGAGCCAUUUUAGUUGUUGCCGCAACAGAAGGACCUAUGCCACAAACCAGGGAACAUCUUGUUUUAGCACGCCAGAUUGGUAUUGAACAUGUGGCUGUGUACCUUAAUAAAGUUGAUGCCGCUGAUCCUGAAAUGGUAGAAUUAGCUGAAAUGGAAGUUCGAGAAGUUAUGACUGACGUUGGAUAUGAUGGUUCCGAAGUACCUGUAAUCGCUGGCUCUGCCUUGUGUGCCUUGGAAGAUGUCAAACCUGAAAUCGGGCGAGACUCGAUCACCAAAUUGUUGAACACUAUCGAUGAUUAUAUUCCAGAUCCUAAACGCGAGGUAGAUAAACCAGGUUUAUUACCAAUUGAACAUGUUUAUUCCAUUGUUGGGCGAGGAACUGUUGUAUCUGGUCGAUUAGAGAGAGGUUCAUUUAAGGUUGGUCAAGAAAUUGAAAUUGGUGGUUAUGGCAAAAGUGUAAAGACCAAGAUUGGAGGAAUUGAAAUGUUCCGUAAGACUUUAGAUGAGGCCAUUGCUGGAGAUACCAUUGGUGUUCUGUUGAAGGGAGUUAAAAAAGAUGAAGUAAGACGAGGAAUGACAGUUUAUGCUGUUGGAUCCGUUGAGCCUCAUGAUCAACCAAUAGCCAAAAUUUAUUUACUGAAAAAAGAAGAAGGAGGAAAAAACAGACCUUAUUUGACAACUCACAAUGGACAGUUGUAUUCAAGAACUUUUGAUAUUCAAUGUCAAGUUAAUUUCAAAGAUAAAGAUAUGGCUUUACCCGGUGAAGAUGUUGAAGCUCAUUUAAGGUUGAUUAAACCAAUGGUUAUUGAAAAAGGACAAAGAUUCACACUACGCGAUGGAAGUGUCACUUAUGGGACUGGAGUUAUAGUUGAUUUCAAUCCAAAUAUGACUGAGAAAGAGAGAGAAAAAUUCAGAAAAGGAAAAUCACUUAAAGAAAAGGAAGAAUUCAAAGCAAAAUACAAUGAAAUAUUCGAUAAGGCUGUUGCUGAAUUACAGGCAAAAACGUUUGAGUUAAACUGUUCUAGAUUUUUUAUUCAUCUUUACUUGAUCUGUUUGAUCUCUCCAUUGUCUCUGAUGUGUCUUGAUCUAGAACUGGUAAACAGAAUGGAAGCUUUUGAUGUAGAUACCGUCAAUGAUGCUCAGAUGGAAAUUGGUGACAAUGGAAUUGAUGAUCCCCCGAUGGAAGUGAACGGAAAUGGUACCGACGGGCCUAGUGAUGUUGACAGUGUCAAGUCUUCAGAAAUCACAAUUGAUCUUAAAGUAUCUCGAAAAUUCACCACCAGCGAAGUAAAGGAACUUAAAAGAAGGGCCAAAGAAAAUAGUUUUAGCUUGUUUGCUGUCGAAGAAGUGUCCACAUUGAAAGAAAGAUGUUUACAAGAAGGAAUUAAUGUGGACCCAGCUAUGUGGGAAAUGUUAAGAGAGGACAAUUCUGCAAUUAAAUACGGAAACAGCAAGAAAAAGAAGAGAAAAUCAAAUACAUGGGAGGUUGAAGCCAUUCUCGAUGCCAAAAAUUUGGCCAGUGCAAAGCCUUUAUAUUUAAUUAAAUGGAAAGACUGGGAAGAGGUUUAUAAUUCUUGGGAACCUUUGGAACAUCUUACUGGAGCCAGCUUGUUACUUCGUGAAUUCCAUCUAGCUCGCAAGGCUGCUAAAAACUCAUCUCUUAGUUAUGAAACAUUCAUCAAAUUUCGCUCUACCAUAGAGAAUUUAAUUAGUCCAUCUUUCGGCGAUGAAGCUGUUAUCUUGAAGAUAACUCAAACGCCACUAACUCAUUACCGAUACACCAAAUCACAUUUUAAAAACCUGAAAGACAAGAUUCGAGAUCUUUGUAGUCCAUUGUUGAACUGUUUUGAAAAUGGUAUCACCGCCAAAAAUUAUGCAGCCUUAAUUGAAUGUUUAAUCGAAAAGCUUGGGAUCAAUAGAGAAUUUGGAGAUUUUACAGGCUUCAUUGACUUUAUUGAAAAACGUAAAGAAACGCUCAAUAUUAUUCGUAAAUGGGAGAAAGAGCUAGUUAAAAUAGAAACCUCAGAGUGUGGAGUGCCUGUUCACGUUGAAAAUCUUGUUGAUCUUGAAGGUCCUCCUCCUAAUUUCACUUACAUUUCCAAGUGUCAAGCCGAUACAAAUUUAAUAUUUAUUGAAGAAGAUCCUCCAUUGUGGUGUGAAUGUACUGAUGACUGUUACAGUAGUAAGGAUAAAUGUUGUCCAGCCAAUAAUGACGCAACUUUUGCUUAUACUAAAAAUAGUCGCCUUUGGUUACCACCUCGUCGACCAAUAUUUGAGUGUAAUAAAAAAUGUAAAUGCUCCAAGGAUUGUGCAAAUCGAGUUAUUCAGAAGGGUCGAAAGCACAGAUUAGCUAUCUUCAGAACAGAUAAUGAAUGUGGAUGGGGAGUCAGAGCUUUAUCGACAAUACCAAAAGGACAAUUUGUAACUGAAUAUGUCGGAGAAAUAAUAACAGUUGAAGAAGCUGAGAGGAGAGAAAAAACUUACACUAUUGAAGGAAAAAAUUAUCUUUUUGAUCUGGAUUUCAAUCCGGAAGCCGAAGGGGCAUAUGUCAUUGACGCCUCUCAUUAUGGCAAUAUCGCUCAUUUUAUUAAUCAUUCUUGUGAUCCCAACCUUGCUGUGUAUGCGGCGUGGAUUGAUAAUUAUAACACAAAUCUGCCUAGAAUAGUUUUCUUCUCUAAAAGAAACAUUCGUCCUGGAGAAGAAUUGACUUUCGAUUAUCACAUGACAGACGUCGGACCAAAGCAAAGUAUAAAACAGCGACUAUUAGACCAAUUAAAACACAAUAAGAACCUGACUGCUGAAGAGAAACAAAAAUUCGAAUAUAUGUUGUCCAUUAAUCUAGUUCAUGCAUCACCUUCAUCAUCUUCCACUAAAAACGAUUCAGAUGAUGAUGCUGAAUCAGUGGCGGCUUCUGAAACCAAUCAUGACCACUCGGAUAACGAAGAAGUUCCUGAAGAAAUAGUGAAAGCAAUAAUGUCUAAUGGAGAUGGGGAAUUGAAAAUUCCAACCUUUUCACGACAUAACUUUUCAGGUUCAUCAAGUCGUAUUCUUUGUAAAUGUGGCGCUAGUAAUUGCAGAUUCUAUCUGUUCUGAGUGUACUUCCAUCAUCAUCGUCAUCAUCAUUGUUAUCUUUUCAUCCAUUCAACACCCAUUUUGAGAUGAUAAACUGAUUGAGUUAAUAAUCGAUCAUUCAUUACAUUGAAAAAACUUUCAUCAUGUUGAUUUACUACUUGCAUAAAACCUCAUUACAAAUUUGA